AUGGGUAAAUCUCACGGUUAUAGAUCUCGUACUCGUUACAUGUUCCAAAGGGACUUUAGAAAGUCCGGAACUAUCCCAUUGUCCACCUACUUGAAGGUGUACAAGGUUGGUGACAUCGUUGACAUCAAGGCUAACGGUGCCAUCCACAAGGGUAUGCCACACAAGUUCUACCAAGGUAAGACCGGUGUUAUCUAUAACGUUACCAAGUCCUCCGUUGGUGUGAUCGUUAACAAGAUGGUUGGUAACAGAUACAUUGAAAAGAGAUUGAACUUGAGAGUUGAGCACAUUAAGCACUCCAAAUGUAGACAAGAGUUCUUGGAAAGAGUCAAGACCAAUGCUGCUAAGAAGGCUGAAGCUAAGGCUAACGGUGUUGCUGUUCAAUUAAAAAGACAACCAGCUAAACCAAGAGAAUCUCGUGUCGUCUCCACCGAAGGUAACAUUCCACAGACCUUGUCUCCAGUUCCAUACGAAACCUUCAUUUAA
This is a messenger RNA of Eremothecium cymbalariae DBVPG#7215, 483 nucleotides long. RefSeq names its product 60S ribosomal protein eL21 (gene RPL21A). Gene Ontology annotation, biological process: translation. The coding region runs from base 1 to 483 and encodes 160 amino acids. Gene Ontology annotation, molecular function: structural constituent of ribosome. Lineage: Eukaryota; Fungi; Ascomycota; Saccharomycetes; Saccharomycetales; Saccharomycetaceae. The transcript is spliced from 2 exons. Gene Ontology annotation, cellular component: ribosome; cytosolic large ribosomal subunit. The record is from RefSeq and is a predicted model, not a curated record.